AUGAAAGCACACGGCGUAUUCAAUACGGCCCAGGGAUUGGAAAAGAACGGCAUCGCAGGCGCGUCCGCCGUCUAUUACAACCUGUCCGAGCCGCAAUUGUACGAAUACGCCCUGUCGCGUGGCGAAGCCGAACUGGCUGCGGGCGGCGCGCUUGUCGCGCGCACAGGCGAGCACACCGGACGCUCGGCCAAGGACAAGUUCGUCGUGCGCGACGGCAUUGUCGAAGAUCAUGUCUGGUGGGACAACAACAAGCCGAUGGCGCCCGAUGCGUUCGAGCGGCUCUACACCGACAUGCUCGCCGCAACCAACGGCAAGGAACUGUUCGUGCAGGACCUGACGGGCGGAGCCGACGCCGAGCACGCCAUCAAUGUACGCGUGGUCACGGAAAAGGCGUGGCACUCGCUGUUCAUCCGCAAUCUGCUGAUCCGGCCGGAUCGGGCGGCGCUGAAGAACUUCGCUCCGCAGAUGACGAUCAUCGACCUGCCCUCCUUCAGGGCCGACCCGGUCAAGCAUGGCUGCCGCACCGAAACGGUGAUCGCCGUCGACCUGACGCGGAUGAUCGUGCUGAUCGGCGGGACCUCCUAUGCCGGCGAGAUGAAGAAGUCGGUCUUCACCGCGCUGAACUAUCUGCUGCCCGGCCGGGGCGUCAUGCCGAUGCAUUGUUCGGCCAAUGUCGGGCCGAACGGCGACGCCGCCGUCUUCUUCGGCCUUUCGGGCACCGGCAAGACGACGCUUUCGGCCGAUCCCGAACGGACGCUGAUCGGCGAUGACGAGCAUGGCUGGGGCCCGGACGGCAUCUUCAAUUUCGAAGGCGGCUGCUACGCCAAGACGAUCCGUUUGAGCGCCGAGGCCGAGCCGGAGAUCCAUGCCACGACCCAGCGCUUCGGCACGGUUCUGGAAAACGUCAUUCUCGACGCCGACCGCAAGCCCGAUUUCGACAAUGGCUCGCUGACAGAGAACACGCGCUGCGCCUAUCCGCUGCAUUUCAUUCCCAAUGCCAGCGACACCGGCAAUGCGGGCCAUCCGGCCAACAUCAUCAUGCUGACCGCCGAUGCGUUCGGCGUGAUGCCGCCCAUUGCCAAGCUCACACCGGCGCAGGCCAUGUAUCACUUCCUGUCGGGCUACACCGCCAAGGUGGCGGGCACCGAAAAGGGCGUGACCGAGCCCGAAGCGACCUUCUCGACUUGCUUCGGCGCGCCCUUCAUGCCGCGCCAUCCCUCCGAAUAUGGUAAUCUGCUGCGCGAACUGAUCGCCGAGCAUGGCGUCGAUUGCUGGCUGGUCAACACCGGCUGGACCGGCGGCGCCUAUGGCGUCGGCCAGCGCAUGCCGAUCAAGGCGACCCGCGCCCUGCUGCGCGCCGCGCUCGACGGUUCGCUCAACGCCGCAGAAUUCCGCACCGAUCCCAAUUUCGGUUUCGCCGUGCCGGUCGCGGUCGCUGGUGUCGAUUCCUCGAUCCUCGAUCCGCGUUCGACCUGGGCCGACAAGGCGGCCUACGAUGCGCAAGCGACCCGCCUGUCGUCCAUGUUCCGCGACAAUUUCGACAAGUUCGAAGGCCACGUCGAUCUUGAGGUGAUGGACGCGGCGCCGGUUUUUCUUGAGGCCGCCGAAUAA
Messenger RNA from Effrenium voratum, 1611 nucleotides. The record is from the annotation of a GenBank genome assembly. NCBI's taxonomy places the organism in Eukaryota, Dinophyceae, Suessiales, Symbiodiniaceae.